Molecule: messenger RNA, 10451 nt
Organism: Orcinus orca (killer whale)
Lineage: Eukaryota; Metazoa; Chordata; Mammalia; Artiodactyla; Delphinidae
Gene: DGAT2L6
Product: diacylglycerol O-acyltransferase 2 like 6
Biological process (GO): lipid metabolic process
Cellular component (GO): endoplasmic reticulum membrane
Source: RefSeq, a predicted model, not a curated record
GGAGAGAUCCUCGUCAUCUCCCUUUGAUGUGGGCAGUGAGUUACCCAGCAUCAGAGCUGCCCAGGCUGGCUGGAGCUUGCUUUCUCCUUUCUACCCCAGUGCUGUGAACUAACCCAACACUUGCUUUACAAGGGACAAGCACAAAAGCCAGGACCUGCCCUGCCACACGGCUCUAUUUUCAGGAAUUAUAGCUGUAAAUGAACAGAACAAUCCUAUCUACCCAAUCUUCCUUGCUUCAGCCAUGAGAAAUGAGGAAACCGAUAAGGCACUAUGAGAGCCAUCCUUGUAUGAGCAUCUGAGGCCAGGGCCUUUACUCUGGAACUACCUAGAACCCUGAGGGUAAGAGCAGCUCAGGCCGUAGCCUAGCUCCUAAGUGGGCUGCUGGAAGACCAUUUUGGCCCUCUUUGCCCAUGCUGUGCCAUACCUGGCACAGUCCCAAGCGGUCAGUGUGCCAUGGCAGUCAUUUUGCUAGUUAAUAAGGUACCUGCAGUCAUGCCAAUAACUGGGAGUGGAGGAGGGGAGACAGCACAGAUGACAAGGGAGGGUACCUACUUUCUGCGGUAAAGAGAAGACACGUCCUCAGCUCCCGGGUUGAUACCCUAGAAAAGCAGCCAUGUGUUAAAACAAACGAUCUAGAAAACAUACUUUUGUUCUAUGUGGCUUUGGUACACUUCAUUUUCUUUUAAGAUGACUCAGCCUUCCUAUUCUAGCUUCUGCAGCCUAGCUUAGGACAGGGGUUUGAAAAGGAGACUCAGAUCCCUCUCCUUUGUAGGGUGGUAAAUGGAGGGCUGUCAGACGAUGAAUAGGACGUUAUGUUUAGUGGAGAUGACAGAAGACCACCAAUAAUAUAUUUAUUGCUAAAUAUAUACUGCUUAAUAAAGGAUUCAUGGUACCCUCACAACAUAAGCUCCUGAAACUGGUAGAGCACAGAUUAACUUCCCCACAGAUUUGAGAAGCAAACAUUCAUUUGUAGUUCUCUUCCAGUUAUUGCCAGGCUGCCUCUAGCAAUGGCCUAUUUUGUGCCCCUGAAACUCCACCCUGAGCUCACUCCCCAAAUGGGCCAGGUUGGGGUUAUCCCCUUGGUCUGAGUCUACUUAAAGAUGGUCCUUCCAGAAGAUCCAGCCUGAUGAAGCCCCCUCACAUUCUGAUAUCUAAGAGGCAAACUAGACAAAGUGGGUUUGAAUCCUGGCUUUAAAAGUUGAAAGCUGUGUGACGUUGGGCAAUAUAACUUCUCUGAACUGCUCCUCUGUUUCCUCUAUGUUUAUAGAUGAGCUGUUUCAUAGGGUUGUUGUGAGAAUUAAAUGAAUAAUGGCAGCCAUUAUAAUAGGCUGAAGAAUAAGUAUUUUCGUCUGAGCUCAGUGACUAUGGUCUGUCCACUAGGAAGGGAAAGGAAAUGGACAGGUAGGUGUUGGAAACUCUGUUCUGUGCCAGGCACCAGACCCGGCACUUUCACAUGCUAUUAAUACUCACAAUGACCCUGCAAAAUAGGUAGCAUUAUCCCCAUUUUACAGAUUAGAAAACAGGCCCGGAGAAGCUGAGUGAUUUCUUCAAGUUCACAUUAGCAACAAGCUGUGCUUCUGUCAUUUUCCAUGUGCUUCCCAAUUGCGUGUGCUUUUAGUUCUGCAUCUUAAAGCAGCUUAAAAAGAGGGAGCAGCUUGAAAAAUCCAAACCCAAACCACCACUUAUACGUUAUUGGAGCUCUAGAAAUUUCUUUUUAGCUGACUCACCGAAGAAAAGGUUAUGACAGCCCGCUUCCCCCCCGCCAUUUCCCCCUCAGCUGGGGGAUAAGACUGAGGCAGUGAGCAAACCCAUCUCCCUCCAUUUUCCUCCCCAGUUCAGUCUGCCUGCCUGGCGGCUAGAGAAAACAAAAAGAGAACCACCUUCUCUACUCCCACCAGAACAAGGCGUUUCAGGGUCCUAGAGUGAGCUGGGUUUGAUGGACUUCAGGAAGCUAGGACUCAGAGCAUUCCACAGAUAACAGUACUGCUUCAUCGUUUGCACUAUGCUUAUUUCACAUAUGCUGCAUAUUUCAUUCUCACAACCCAUCAGGCAGGAGAUGAUGCCUUCGUUUUACAGGGAAGGAAACUGGCUUGGGGAAAUGCAGUGAGUGACUUACUUCAGCACACAGCUAAUACAUAGACCAUGCAAACAUAUCAGUGUAGCCAAAAUAUUUGCCCUCUGUAGCUCUCACAUGGAGGCAAAUUAGUUAUUUGGAAAAGGUGAACGCUGGGCACUACUUCUUUUAAUGCCAUCAUGCGGUGAUUUGUCCUUUCCACUCUUAUUCUUUUCAACACCCCUGUGAGAAAGACAGGGCAGGGGACCGAAUGAGCUGAUUUCAAGCCCAAGAAGUUGGAGUUAAGGUUUCUGAAUUGAGUCUCAAUCCUCAGGGCUCUGCCCCUCCCUAGCCGGGUGAGCCAGGGCCACCCAGGUCACUGGGGUCACUGCUGUCAUCUAAAACAACGUGCAAAGGAUAAAACUUUUGAACCUAAAUCCACCUCUCUUAUGGCAACUGAAUUCCAAAGUCCUCCUCUGCUUACUGUGGGCCUCAGGUUUGCUCAUCAGCACAACAGAUACACUGCCACCCGGCUCUUUCAGACACCCAACAACAAGACGGCAGGCACUGUGACCUUCCUUUGUCUCCUUGCAAAACAGCUCCCUCCAACACCUGCACAUCAUUUCCUCACAGAUUGCUUUUCACCCAUUCAUCCAAGGUUUAACCUGGCUCAGUUCACUCAUGCUCCAUAGCAAGGAGUUAUGGGUUCUAAUACCAGCUCUGUCAGUUUUAGCCCCUCCCAGAUGCUGACAACAUCUGGCCUACUUACCUCACAGGCCAGAGAAAGGAGCAAAUGAAAUCAAAUAUGGAAAAGCACUUUGAACAAUUAGAAAACAUGGCACAAAUGUAAGUUUGGCGGCCAGAGGAGGGGAUGCAUUGUUUUUUAAAUUCAGUAUUUCACAACUUAUUUUAACCCCUGCCCCCCUAUUGCUUUCUCAGUCUUCUAUCUAUAUCACCACCAGCGAAAAGGUUUGUGAACAUGCUUUUCUUUGUGUGCUAGAGAUGACCAGCACAGGAGAGAAUUGUUACGUGCAGUGGAAAUUGAGAACCGGUUUUUACUUAUCUGCCCACCAGGCCGCCUUUGACAAAUGUAUGUGAAAAGAUGGUAAACAAAAGAUUUCAGUUUCUUGUCCCAACUGGCAAUAAAUCCCUCCAAGAGAGGACAACUCAGCAAUGACUUAGGCCAUCCUAUUCCCAUGUGGUAGCACAAAUAACAGGAAUUCGUGUAUUGAGCACCUACUGUAUACUAGGAGUUGACUAUUUCUAAUCCUCACAACGUCCCAAGGUAGAUAUUAUUAUUGCCUCAAUUUGUAAAUGAGGAACUUGAGGCUCAGAGAAGGGAUUUCCCAAAGAUCACUCAGCCCUAAGUGUCGAGCUGGGCCUGGAUUCCAGGUGGGCCUGAUUCCACAGGCCACGUCCUUCCAGUCUGCCACGCUCCCCAGGAAGCACAAAGCACGGGGGACAUAGGAAGGUGGGCGAGAUACCCCGCUGGCACACUGCUCUGGGGAUCACCCCUCCCCUUUCUCUGUCUAAAUUUUGAGCAACGAUUCUAUCAGCUUUGCCGGCCAGGCCCUUUAAGGGCACAUCUGAGACCUGCUCACUGGGGGAAUACCCCGGACUCAGAACUCUCCCCUUCCUGGGGCCCUACAUCCCUCAACCUGUAGAAGAUUCCUGCUCCCAGUGCCAGGCCCACCUGUUUCCAGCCCUAUCCGAUCUUGGUACAAGUGAAUCUUUUAAACCCUCUCUCUAUUCCACCCUCUCACUUAAGGGUUCCUACACAUGUUCUGAGCCCGUCAAAGCCCCCGCUCUUGAUCUACCAGGCCCUCCUGGACAGCUAAGACCAGACCCAGGUUGUGAGCGCAUGAGACUUGGCAGCCAGGGGCUGGGAGGGAGGAUUUCUGCCUGAACUCUGAGGCCCUCCCACACUCAGCGACAGAUACCGCCUCUGCUACCCUGGUGCCCUUGUCCCCGGCUCAGGGACAUUGAGUGAUUGGCAGAAAGACUCCUCACCCGCUUUAUGGAACCUGUCUUCUCCUUUCCUUGUCUACCUUCUGCCUGGGUGAGCUCACCCCACCUCCGGCUUCCAUGACUCACCACAUGUAUGCUGAUGGCCAGUGCUAGCCCUGACCUUUCUGCUGAGCUCCCUGACCCAUAUCCUGUCAUCUACCACACCGCUCCUCUUGAUGAACAAAAACUCAAAUUCAACAGCCUGGCAAUGAACUCAUCACACUCCCCACCCCUCUGGCUCCAUUAGAGUUUCUUAGGGCCUGUUGCCUACUUAGUGCUCUUCCUGGGAAACUCAGCACUGUUUCUGGCCUUCUCCUGACAAAGCCGGCAUUCAGUGUCUGCAGAAUGAAUUACUGAAUGAAUGAGUCCCAUCAUGAAUCACGCUUCUUCGUCAGGCAGAUUCACAAUAAUGCAGCCUCUUUCUUUUCAUAUUCAAACAACCUUACAUAAAAGGAAACCCAGACUCCCUUCACCUUAAAGCAGCAAUCAUUUCUCUCUCAGACCCCCUUUCAUCCUAUCACGGAAGGGACCACAUUUUCACAAAGUGUAUUCAGUGGAGAGGUCUGCUUGAUACUCUGCUUUGAAAGCUUACCAUAUCAUAUACUACAGAGUCUACCUUAUAAUAAUUUUAAUGACUGCAGAUUGUCUAUAAGAUUGCUAUAUAAUAGCUUACUUAGGCCCCCCCAGAUUUUGACCAUUUGGAUCGUUUCCCGGUUUCUACUGUUAUUUCCUUUAUUCAUUUAACAAAGCAAAUUACCUUAUUUGCUUGGGCACGCAUAAAAUUUCCCUGGAGGAGGAGGAGGGGUGUGGGAUUGUUAGAGGCCAGGAGUGGGAAGGAGACUUUUCACUGAAUUUCCCUAUAGACCCUUUUGAAUUUUGAAUCAUGUGAAUAUGCUGACUAUUCAAGAUAUAUAUACCAAAAGCUUACUGUACAUGAAGCAUCUCACUAGAAGCUGGAUAUAGCAGUGGGGUCUACACUCUCAAACUAACUUCCUGAUAUGUGCUCUCCCAAAAGUAUGUAUAACGUACCUUGGGAAUCCAGAGGAGAGAGCAGGGUGGAGAAUCUCAGACAAUGACAUUUUCACAGUCACUUGAAGCAUGCGUAGGACUUAGGCUGAUGAGAGACCACCGUGGGCAAAGGCCCAGAAUAGCAAAGGGCACUUCCUGGUUGGGAAAGGAGGCUGUAUCUGGUGGGGUGUGAAAGUUAUGGGAAGUGAGACUUUCAAGAAGGGCAGAAACCAGUGGAGCAAGGGCUCUGGAGGCCAGGCUCUGGGCUUCGAACUUGAUCCCGGAGGCCAUGGGAACCUUUGGAGGGUUAGAAACAGGGCAGAGGGUAAGAGCUGUGUUUGAUAGCAAUCCUCUAGCAGCAAAGGACCAAAGGAAGGUAGAGCAGCUGGGAGCAGCCUUCUGGAGUCCAGGAGACAGUGACAAAGGCCUGAACUAGGGGACCAGCUGUCCCAAUGAGCCCCAAACCACCCUGGUUUUAGCACUGAAAGUCCUGCAUCCCGGGCAACUCCUCAGCCUCUGGCAAAUAGACAUAGUCAGUCAUUCUAGCCUGAACCAAGGCGCUAGAUGCUGCUGUUCCCCAGAGCCUGCCUGCCCUGAGAAGUGAUCCAGUGACUUCCAAGAGAUUUUGAAAUACUCACCCUGUUCUGUCCCACCCUCCACCUCCUCGGUCCCCACCUCCAGCCACUACUCCUGGGUUCAUUUACUUCUGUAGGUUCCUUCUAGAGCUGCUGAUCUGCAGACACAAAGGGAUUUAUGAGGAAGACAUCCCCACUUACCAACGUCCAGUCUUCUUUCCUUCUGCUCCCCUCCACAAACCUGAGGCUCCCGUCAAACGAAACUAGUCCCUGUGCCAAAGCAAACCUGCAGACUUUUGUGUCUCCCCAGCCGUCACAAGACAGAUCACUCUCCCUACUUCUCUGCCUGUUGAAGCCCAUUGCAAAUGCCACCCCCCACACACACACAGCUGAGUACCAGUACCAUGGAAAAGCUCCUGGGUGGCAGACACUGCCCGAGAACUUUUCAAACAUUACCACUACUCCUCACAGCAAAUAAAUAUGAUUAGUCCCUUUUUCCAGAGGAGGAAACCAAGACUCAGAGAAGGGAAGUGUCUUGUCCAAGGUCACACAGCUACUAGCCUUCCCCUCCAUCUUCUUUGUACUUCUCUGAUGGCCCCAAUCCUUGUAUUGAUGAUGUGUGUACUUCUUUCACUCCCUGCCAGCCCCCUGACCCACCACACACACGAUUGUCAACCUAGAAUAAUGCCAGGCUUGUAGUAGAACCUCAAUAAAAAUUUGGUAAAAGAAGGGACUAUGUAUGUCCCUUGUAUAGUACCUAGCCCAUUGACUGGCAUUAAAUAGGUUCUCCUGUUCAGGUAUUGCUGAAAUUGCAGUACCGAACCAAGUAAGAGUAUGAUUGAAGGGGAACGAUCAGAAGAAAACACAUUAUGGCAAAACCUCAGCUAUCCAAAGCUUUCUAGAAAUGAGUCAUUCUGAAGGCUGAGGGUGAACCUUCAGAAUCCAGGAAGAAGAAUCUUAGGGCUGCUUCUUUCUCAGCGUUUACCUCGCUUCCACCCACUUCUUCUGAGCUCCCCGGUCCCCUCGCUCUCCUUUUCCUUCCAGUCUUCUUUGGUUUUCUGUUGUUCCUGCAAAGCUUCUUAGCUUCUGGUUUGGCGAGCUAAUUGCAGUCUUCCCCUUGCUGUCCUUCCAUGCCUUUUGCACCCUUUCUCCUCACCACAGCACCCCCGCUUCCAUAGAGGCUUCCCUGCCCUCCUCAGGCUGGUGGAUGCUUCUCUCGUCUGCGUCUGCACACCCCACGGCACCCCAUACGGGUGUCUGUGAUUCCAUCCACCUCACAUGCUGGACUGUGGGUUUCUUGAGGGUUAGAAUCAUAUCAGCCCUAAAUGUCUAUGAAUGAAAUUACCAGACCCUUUUGUGCUUCUUGGCCACCUCUCCUUUGGUACUGCUUACUCCGAGGCAGCUAAGGGUUUGCUUGUUGGUUGGUUGGAUUGUAAUUGGGAAAUCAUGAGUGCUGGUUAUUCAGGAUUUGUCUGCUCACCUACUUCUCUUCUUCCUGCUUUUACUACAUUCACUGGUGUUCAUGUUAUACUUGUCCAGUUGGCUCAGGAAGGCUCCAGCUCAGACAGUAUGCUCUUUGUUUUGGAGGGGAAAGGGCUGGCAAAUCAGGGUCAUGGCCCAGCCCUACCAGUCCAUCUUGCUUAAGGAACCAGGAGACCAGACCUCAUUAUUUGUUCCACAAGCAUUUACUUGAAUGCCUACACUGUAUCAGGCUCUGAGCCGGACAUUAGGGAGACAGAAAUGGAAAUCGGUGUGUCCUUGCCCUGCAUCUAGCACCCUGUGUGAGCCCUUUCUAGGCCUCUUCCAUUUACCCAUCUGAAAGUGAAGCGGGGUAGAGACCUGACUGGUAAGCAGCCUUGGAGCUGGCGGCACUGUGGAACUCGUCUAUCCGGGAUACUCUCGCCCUCCCCACAUCUGUGCUUUGCCCUGGAAGAGCCCAGGCCCACCUCUUACCUCUCUCCCUUCUCCCCUGCAGAUUCUGAGCAGACGUGAUCUAAUACGUCUCACCCUGUAUGUGGCCAACUAGCCCCCAGGAAGCAGCUUGGUAACCCCAGCUAGCCAGGGGGAAGAAGAGGAAGAGGAAGAGGAGGAGGGGUGGCAUGUCACGUGGCCACGGAGGGUACACUGGGGGAGGACAGUACAUCCCACGGUGCACCAAAACCGUCCCCUAAGCUCAACUCUGAAGAUUCAUAUUAGUCAGUCUAAUCGAGGAGGCCCAAGCCAGAGUGGGAGGUAGGGAGGGAGAGAGAGUUCCACCAAUAUUCCUGGAAAAGGCUAAGGAAUCAAUAUUUCCUUGUACUUGUAGGACACUUGAUACCUUUUUGUAUUUAAUUUUCCUAGCACCCUUUUUGAUUACAUUCAGAAGAUUGUUUGAGCACCUACAUUAGAGGCCUUAUGCUGAGAAUUACUGGCCUUUUCCUUUAGGGCACUUAUCAGAAAUUCAAGUGUAUAGACAGUUUCGUAAGUUUUUUUUUGUUUUUUUUUUUUGCGGUACACGGGCCUCCCACCGCUGCGGCCUCUCCCACUGCGGAGCACAGGCUCCGGACACACAGGCUCAGCGGCCAUGGCUCACGGGCCCAGCCGCUCCGCAGCACGUGGGAUCCUCCCAGACCGGGGCACGAACCUGCAUCCCCUGCAUCGGCAGGCGGACUCUCAACCACUGCACCACCAGGGAAGCCCCUUUCGUAAGUUUAUAAUGUCUGUCUCCUCCACUAGACUGUGAGUUCAAUGAAGGCAGGAAUCAUGCCCAUCUUCUUCCCCAAAGAAUCCUCAACACCUAGAACAGCACCUGGCAAACGGUAAUCACUCAACAGAUAGUUACCGAAAAAAGGAAUCCACAGGCCUGGGACCUGGAGACAAUCUUUAAUUUUGAAAAGGCUGGUGUGCAGAAGCAAGCCUUUUAGCCUGAAACAUAAUAGAUGUUCAGUAGACAUUCAUUUUAUUAAACGAAGAAUAAUAAUAGGAAACACUUACAGUAAUACCUCCUGUGUGCCAGGCCCAGUGCUAAGUGCUUUACAUUCACUCACUCAAUCCUCAGAACAACCCUAUGAAGCAGGUACUAUUAUUAUCCCCAUUUUACAGUUGGGGAAACCGAGGCACGGCAGUUUGCCAACUUGUAAGUGGCAGAGCUGAGAUCUAAACCCCAGCUAUCUGGCUCUGAAGUCCAUGCCUUUAGCCGCUAGAUUGCCUCCCAACAACAGAUCUAGAGAGACAGAGCGAUUCCCCCACAGCGUCCGGGGAGGAACUUGGCGGAGCCAGGACCGAAGCCAGGUCUGCUCUCUGUGCAAUGCUUCUCCCACUGGCCACUGGUACAGAACCCCUGGGAACAGAGGCACAAGGAGGGAUCUGAGAAGUCUACAUAUUCAUGCAGAAGAAGGCUCUAGUCGACUAGGUGGCUCUCAGCAGAAGACAGGAGGAGUCAGAGAGCAUCCACCAGGGCAGACUGCUUUUCAGAGAUCCUAUUUGAGGCCUAAGCCAUUCCCUUUUCCUGCACUAAUAUAUCAGGGACCCCUCCUCACACACACACACACACACACACACACACACACACACACAGGGCGCUAGAACCAGCCCGAGGCAAUUGAGCACCUGUGGGGAAAGGAUGCAUAUUAGAGAGAUUAGAAAGUAUGAUCUAAAGCCUGGUGUGUGCAUAGGAAGUUGUGGGGAGAGAACAGGGAAGACUGGAGAAAAGGCUAAAACCUCCAGCAGAUAAAGGGACUCAGUGAUGAGAUUAAAGCAAAGCACCUGCAAUCAGCUCAGCUCUGGAGGCACCAGCCUUCUUAUCACAACAGAACAGCACCAUGGCCAUGGCCUUCCUCUCCCAUCUGGAUCUUCAGGAAAGCCUCCAAACACUCUCUGUUUUGCAGUGGAUCCCAGUCUAUGUCUUUUUAGGAGCUAUUCCUAUUCUUCUUAUACUCUACUUUCUGGUGUUCACUAAGUUCGGGAUGCUGUCCGUGCUUGCCUUAGCCUGGCUCUCCUAUGAGAACACCCACAGUCAAGGUGGUAGGCGUUCAACUUGGGUACGAAACUGGACCCUCUGGAAGUAUUGAAAUUUCUUCCCAGUAAAGCUGCUGAAGACUCAUGACCUCUGUCCCAAACACAACUAUAUCAUUGCCAACCACCCCCAUGGCAUUCUCUCUUAUGGUGUCUUCAUCAUCUUUCCCACUGAGGCCACUGGCUUUGCUCGGAUUUUCCCAGCCAUCACUCCUUAUGUACGGACCUUGGAAGAGAUCUUCUGGAUCCCAAUUGUGCGAGAUUAUGUGAUGUCAGUGGGUGUGUGCCCAGUGAGUGAGUUGGCCUUGAAGUAUUUGCUGACCAAGAAAGGCUCAGGCAAUGCUGUGGUUAUUGUGGAGGGUGGAUCUGCUGAAGCCCUCUUGUGCCACGCAGGAGCCUCUACCGUCCUCCUUAAACAGCAUAAAGGUUUUGUGAGGUUGGCACUGAAGACAGGAUCAUACCUUGUUCCCUCCUAUUCCUUUGGAGAGAAUGAGGUUCACAAUCAAGAGACCUUCACUGAGGGCACGUGGCUAAGGUUCUUCCAAAAACCUGGCAGGACAGAAUCAAAAAAAACCCUGAGACUAAGUUUCUGUACCUUCCACGGCCGGGGCCUCACUCGAGGAUCCUGAGGCUUCUUGCCUUUCAAUCGGCCCAUUACCACUGUUGUUGGGGAGCCCCUGCCAAUUCCCAAGAUUAAGAAGCCAAACAAAAAGACGGUGGACAAGUACCACGCACUCUACAUCAGGACCCUGUGCAAGCUGUUUGACAAAGUACAGUAUGGCCUCCCUGAGACCCAGGAGCUGACAAUCAUAUAA